Electrophorus electricus (electric eel) is the source of this 2586-nucleotide messenger RNA. RefSeq names its product LEM domain containing 1 (gene lemd1). Gene Ontology annotation, molecular function: DNA binding. The record is from RefSeq and is a predicted model, not a curated record. Lineage: Eukaryota; Metazoa; Chordata; Actinopteri; Gymnotiformes; Gymnotidae.
UUUUUUUUUUUUUUUUUACAUUUUAAAUAUAUAAUUUGCUUCUUAAAAUACCUUCGCAGAUGUUGCUAGAAUAGGGUUUUGCUAUUAUGAACGUUAUGUUGGCGGUCUAGGUUGGUCGUAUUUUUUUUCUAGUUACAUAUUUACAUUAGGUAGGUCAGUGUAAGCUACUUUAUACAACAGUCCCACAUUCUAUCCGGCCCCAUAUAGCAAUAAUGAGCAGCUCUUGAGUCACAGCAAUGCAGUUUGCUAUGCACUACGCCUUUUGUGCUUAAAAACUAAAAGCGCAACGUAGCUUUAGGCAUCGGGUCAUGGAUGUAUCAAACUAAAAGAGCACCGAUACUAAGUUCGUGCGUUUGCUUAAUUUGGUAUUAUAGUUUAAUUCAUAAAAACAACCACGCUCAUACAAAACAAACAAACAAACAAACAAACAAAAAACAACAGCCUUCCUUCACGCCCAUAAUACUACUUAUGGUAAAAAGGCGCAAGAAAGUUUAGCUAGUUAGAGGUCUAAUUUAUCUUGUUUGGAUGUCGAGUUAUUGUUAACUCGAAAAUGUAGUUAUUAUAUGACUACAGUGGUGAGUUAAGUGUGAAUAUUGACCAGUGUUGCACAUGAACAUAAGAACGGCAUAGACUGUUUGUAAACUGCAAUUGCUAGUAUGCCAACUUGUCAGGAAUCACAAAAUAUUUAGUUUGCUAACGCUAGAUAUUUCAGUACAUUACUAGCAAUUGAUCUACACAGCUAACCUAGCUAAAUAUCUAAAUAUGCUACUCAGUUGCUCUGCGAACACCUGUUGUCCAUACCAUAGCAUAGCUGUUGGGAAUUUGAGAGGUUAUGUGUCUGCGUUGUAUGUGCUGGUUACUGAGGGGUUUAAGAGAGCUAACCUAGGUUAGGGUUAGUUUACGUCCCUCCUUGUUCUAGAGAAGUAGCUUAGAAGGUUGCGUGACUUGGGGGCAUAAAUUGUUUUCCCAAAAGUUGAUAUGCCGGUCUUUGCAGAGGAUCCCGGUCAGUUUUCCAAACAGCGACUUAGGUCCGAACUCAUAUCGCAUAAUGUGGAACUGCCCUCAAGAGAAAGUAAGAAACAGGUUUACGUGGAACUUUAUAUGAAACAUGUCGGGAAUGAAUUCACCGCUGAUUUCUCUAGUGAUGAUGAGGACCAAAUUCAGAAUGGCGACGGGGAGACGGAGGAAGAAUGGUCGUCAGACAUGGUGAACUUGAGCUCAUUGACUGAUGAUCAGUUAAAAGACAAAUUACUUGAAUAUGGAAUCAAAGCUGGACCAAUUCUAGCCAGCACCAGAGAUUUGUAUGAGCGAAAGCUGCACAGACUGUUGGUGCAUGCCCCAGAGCAUGGGGGCAGUAAUGCAGCUGAUGCUAGACACUACUCCGAGAGCGAGGAGGAGGAAGGAGAUGAAGAUGAGGAGUCUGGAUCAGAACUGUAUGGCUCCAAGAUGCCAUCCCAUGCUGAGACUAGUGCAACUGCUGGUUCGGUGGGAUUGUCAAAUCAGAGCAAAGAAAUGUUUUAUCCUCAGUGCUUCUUCCCCCCUGUGAGACAGGGCAAUAAUCAACAGAGGUCACUGGGGAGCAGUGGAAAUAGCUCCCAAUUCUUCAGCAUCACCCAGCUGGUGGCAGAGGGAAGUAACAGACUAAGUCCUCAAUCAAGGCCAGCAGGGACUGAGAGGGGAUGUAUUUACACACCAGUGGCCAGCAGGGGGCAGUGGGAUCUUCAGCGGCUCAGCAAAAACACCAUGACGGAUGCAUCUCUUUUUCUGACCCCUGAGUGUUUGACCCAUCAGAAACAAACUGCCACAGUACAACCAGCUGCUGAACCAAUAACUGAUGUUCUGAUGGAGCUGUUCCCAGAUGCUGUAGUUACACCAACUGGAAUCACUGCUACUAAAAGACGGCCUAUAAAAGGGGCUGCAGGUCGUCCUGUGCAGUUCAAAUACCCAGAAACCCUGAUGAGUCCCACGGCACAGGUGCGACAGGAAAUCCGACAGCGCUUGGUGCCUUUGUGGGUGCAGAUUUUCGUCUUUCUGCUACUAGCUGGUCUUCUCUACCUUAUUUAUGUGUUAAUGGAGAACCCUUCAGAGAAUUCUUUUAGUGCACUGUUGGACAGCCCGAGUCAGGAGGCAGUCCGUGAUGAGGCCACCCUCAGCCGGAGCUGUAAGUCGUAGGUCCAUCUGAGAUGACUACCUAGACAGAGUGUAAGCUAGUUUUUAAUACUGUUUACUGACCUUCAGUGUUUGUAUUUGCAAAGAGCUCCAAUGUAAUCAUGAAUUUACAAAGUGUUUUUAUUAUUCGCAGUAAGAGCGUAUGAUCAAAUGUCUGUACAAAUAUGUGUAAGUCGUGGAAUGUGUGUGGUUUGUUGUUAUAUUUCCCUGUUUUGUUUGUUUGCUUGUUUGCUAAAAUGUCUGGCCUGUUCUUUUCUUCUUGCUUAAAUUCAUGAUAAAUUCUUGGUUGGAGAGCAACAAGGCCCCAGCUCAUGUCCACAGGAGCCACAAUACAUUUUACUCUUACUUUCUGCUGAUAUAUAUAUAUUUUUUGCUGAAUAAAUAAAUUGUUGAUGUUGAGUAUUGUUGAUCACUGAA